Messenger RNA from Protopterus annectens (West African lungfish), 303 nucleotides. Its product is annotated as bolA-like protein 2. Lineage: Eukaryota; Metazoa; Chordata; Ceratodontiformes; Protopteridae. Gene Ontology annotation, molecular function: 2 iron, 2 sulfur cluster binding. Gene Ontology annotation, biological process: intracellular iron ion homeostasis. The transcript is spliced from 3 exons. The record is from RefSeq and is a predicted model, not a curated record. The coding region runs from base 1 to 303 and encodes 100 amino acids. Gene Ontology annotation, cellular component: nucleus; cytosol.
AUGUUAACAACUCAGGCGGCUGGACCAGACAAUGUCCUGGGACAGGUGCUUAUGGAAUGCUCUGACCAGCUGACACGUGUUCUUACAGAUAUUUACAACAUCUCAGAAGUUGAAGAUACAACAGCCGAUCGAUGUUUCCUAAGCUUUAAAGUCCUAGUUGUCUCUUCUAAAUUUGAAGGGAAGCCCCUCCUUCAGAGGCACCGGUUGGUAAAUAAUUGUUUAGCAGAAGAAUUGAAAGAAAUCCAUGCUUUUGAACAGAAAACACUAACUCCAGAGCAAUGGGAGAAGGAAAAGCAGAAAUGA